Messenger RNA from Penicillium paradoxum, 2349 nucleotides. RefSeq names its product putative phospholipase A2 (PlaA). Gene Ontology annotation, cellular component: cytosol. Gene Ontology annotation, molecular function: A2-type glycerophospholipase activity. The transcript has a single exon. Bases 1 to 2349 code for a protein of 782 amino acids. Gene Ontology annotation, biological process: glycerophospholipid catabolic process. The record is from RefSeq and is a predicted model, not a curated record. Lineage: Eukaryota; Fungi; Ascomycota; Eurotiomycetes; Eurotiales; Aspergillaceae.
AUGUGUGCUGCAAGGGCGACCCGUCUGAAAUGGGCGGUACCCCCGGCUGCCCUAGCUGCAUACACGGCGGGGGAGUGGUCACACCCCGGACAAUCAAGAGCUCGGUUCACGACUUCUCGAACACAGUAUACCAAUGAUUCGGAGUCUGGGAGAUCCAAUACUGGGUCAGAUGGUCAUAGCGAAGAUUCUAAGGAUGAUGGAGUUAAGCAAAUCGUUGGCACCACUGGUUGGGUUGAUGUGGGUAGUAUUACCAACUUGAUUACCCCAGAUUGGGCAAGAUUCCUCCCAAUUACCGCUCAAAAGCUCCAGCGAGAGCUCUCCCUUUCUCCCGGCUCAUUGGCAGACGAUAUCUGGAGGGAGGCACAUGACCCCGAUAUCAACCCUGAAAUUCUCUAUGAGGCCAGGGUACGAGUGAGUGGAGAUCUAUGCGAUGAAGAACAAGUCUUCAGACGGCAACGACAACGAAGGGUUAUGAAAGCAUUGUCAUCUUACCUUGACAUUCCCGAGGAGGACAUCCACCCAGACGAUGUACCUGUUAUUGCGAUGUGUGGCUCGGGAGGUGGUCUGCGCGCUCUAGUUGCAGGUACCGGAUCGUACCUAGCAGCACAGGAAGCAGGACUGUGGGAUUGUAUCACCUACACAGCUGGUGUCAGUGGAAGCUGCUGGCUGCAGACUUUGUACCAUUCAUCCGUUGGGCAGCGAGACUUUGACAAACUCGUCGAUCAUCUAAAGAGUCGGCUUGGUGUGCACAUUGCGUUUCCGCCCGCAGCUCUCGAUCUGCUCACUACUGCUCCAACGAACAAAUACCUUCUCAGCGGGUUUGUGGAAAAGCUCAAAGGCGACCCCGGAGCGGACUUUGGGCUGGUAGACAUUUACGGAUUGCUGCUCGCAGCAAGACUCUUAGUCCCGCGAGGAGAACUGGGGAUCUCAGAUAGGGAUUUCAAGUUGUCGAACCAGCGAGUCAAUUUAAUGGACGGGGCCCACCCGCUCCCCAUCUACACGGCAGUGCGACAUGAGAUUCCUGUCGAGGUCCUCGAAAACGAAAAUGACAAAGCGCAUCGCACACCCGAACAAUUGAUGAGGGAGUCACGGAAUGAGGCAUGGUUCCAGUGGUUUGAGUUUACCCCCUACGAAUUCUUCUGUGAAGAACUCGGCGCCGGUAUUCCUACCUGGGCUUUGGGCCGUCAUUUCAAUGCGGGCCGCGCUGAAGUCUUUGCGGACAAUCUUCCCCUCCCAGAGUUGAGGAUUCCAGGGCUCAUGGGAGUGUGGGGAAGCGCGUUCUGCGCAACAUUAUCUCACUAUUACAAGGAGAUCCGGCCUCUGGUCAAAGGCCUGGCUGGAUUCGGUGGAAUCGAUUCUCUCAUCCAAGGCAAAAACCAAGAUCUGAUCAAGGUGCAUCCCAUUGAUCCUGCGGGAAUACCUAACUUCGUAAUGGGCAUGAAAGAUCAACUGCCGGACUCUUGCCCGGAUUCGAUCUUCAAAAACGAUCACUUGAGUCUCAUGGAUGCAGGAAUGAGCAACAACCUUCCAAUCUACCCGCUCAUCCGACCUGGACGCGAUGUUGACAUAAUUGUCGCAUUUGAUGCAUCUGCCGAUGUUAAACAAGAGAAUUGGCUCUCUGUUGUCGACGGAUACGCCAGACAACGCGGUGUCAAGGGUUGGCCCGUUGGCGCCGGAUGGCCCAAAGAGGCUAGCAUGGAGGAUACCGAGAAAGCACUGCGCGAGCCAGAGCACAUUACCAACGAUCAAAUAGCCAAGAAUCUUACCAAGGCCCGAAAUAAUUCCAGCAACAAAUCGCCCGGUGACAAAAAGCCCAGUUCCAGUACAGACCUGAGCUACUGCAACGUCUGGGUUGGCACCACAGAAGAACGAACUUCGAACGAUGAACCUCCGCCAUCCAAACGACUCUUCGAUCCAUCUACCGACAAGGAUCAGAAAGAAUCGGACUUUCAUCUGAUGCGUCCAGACGCCGGGAUCGCUGUGGUUUACUUCCCUUUGAUUCCCAACCCUGAUGCACCAGAUCUCCCUUCCAAACCUCACGUUCGUCCGCGAGCAGCUAUUCAGUCUAUGAGACAGGGUAGCCCUCAAACCAAAGACCCAGAAAAGCCCCUCGCGCCACACCCCAACUCGAUCGACCCUGACGUUGAUGACUUCCUAUCUACCUGGAACUUCAUCUAUACGCCGGAGCAGAUUGAUUCCGUCGUUGGUCUUGCAAAGGCCAACUUCUCUCAGGGCGAAGAGCAAACCCGUCGUGUUGUCCGCGCUGUUUACGAGCGCAAGAAGUCCGAUCGACUCAAGAAGGAGGCGCAAGAACAUCGAAAGAAGAUGGAAGGCUUUGUGCCUUUGUAA